ACUGCGCUAGACUACGGAGAGGAAGAUAGGAGAGUCCGGCUGGAAUUAGUCCCCCGUCCAACCGUCGAGGGCAAAGCUACCAUGAGCCCCUGGAGCCGCGGGCGGCCCCGGCAGCGCGUCGGGGAUCGGGGCCUCCUGAAGCCACCCUCACUCUCCAAGGGCCGCCUGCUGCCGCGAGUGCAACUCCUGCCCCUGCUGCUGCUGGCUGUGGCCCUGGGUUUGGCUUUCUACAUCAUCUGGAAUGGCUGGCACCCUGAGGUUGAGGAGCUGUCACGGAGCCGGGAUCUGCGGGUCCCGCUGCUGGGAAGCCUUCCGGAGGCCAAGCUGCGGCGGGUGGUGGGGCAGCUGGAUCCGCAGCGUCUCUGGGGAACUUUCCUGCGUCCCCUGCUGAUUGUGCGACCCCCGGGUAGUCCUGGCAAUCUCCAAGUGAGAAAGUUCCUGGAGGCCACGUUGCGGUCACUAUCAGCAGGCUGGCAUGUGGAACUGGACCCAUUCACAGCCUCAACUCCCUUGGGGUCACUGGACUUCGGGAACGUGGUGGCCACACUUGACCCAGGAGCUGCUCGUCACCUCACCCUCGCCUGCCAUUAUGACUCUAAGUUCUUCCCUCCUGGGUCACCCCCCUUUGUGGGGGCCACAGAUUCAGCUGUGCCCUGCGCCCUGCUUUUGGAGCUGGCCCAGGCCCUUGAUGGGAUGCUGAGCAGAGUCAAGCAGCAGGCAGCACCUGUGACCCUGCAGCUGCUCUUCUUGGAUGGGGAGGAGGCGCUGAAGGAGUGGGGACCAAGGGACUCCCUGUAUGGCUCCCGGCACCUAGCUCAGAUCAUGGAGUCUAUACCACACAGCCCUGGCCCCACCAGGAUCCAGGCUAUUGAGCUCUUCGUCCUGCUUGACCUUCUGGGAGCACCCAGCCCAAUCUUCUUCAGUCACUUCCCCCGCACAGCCCGCUGGUUCCAACGACUGAGGAGCAUCGAGAAGCGCCUUCACCGUCUGAACCUACUGCAGUCUCACCCCCAGGAAGUGAUGUACUUCCAGCCAGGGGAACCGCUGGGCCCUGUGGAAGAUGACCACAUCCCCUUCCUCCGAAGAGGUGUCCCGGUGCUCCACCUCAUCGCCACACCCUUCCCUGCUGUGUGGCACACGCCUGCUGACACUGAGAACAACCUCCACCCACCCACUGUGCACAACCUGAGCCGUAUCCUCGCUGUGUUCCUGGCCGAGUACCUGGGACUCUAGCCGGCAGACUGGUAUCUUGAAGGGAUCUUCCAGCCAGCUAGGGACUCGACUGGACCACCUUGAGCUGGCGCAGGGUAGCCAGGCUUGCCUCAGGUGUUUGCUUCAACUGUCUCAAGCCACCCUGUUUCAAGGAUAUUCAAGGAACACUGAGGGCAUGAGAAAGCCAAAGGAGUCAUUUGGUCUCCGCCCUGAAGUAAAUGAGUAGUCUGGACUAUUCCAGGGACCAAAUGAUGUGUCACGGGCUGGCGCCUGGACCAGCACCACCAACCAAAUGAAUCAUCUGUAGCUAA
Molecule: messenger RNA, 1523 nt
Organism: Psammomys obesus (fat sand rat)
Lineage: Eukaryota; Metazoa; Chordata; Mammalia; Rodentia; Muridae
Gene: Qpctl
Product: glutaminyl-peptide cyclotransferase like
Exons: 8
Coding region: 82-1233 (383 amino acids)
Molecular function (GO): zinc ion binding; glutaminyl-peptide cyclotransferase activity
Source: RefSeq, a predicted model, not a curated record